AUGAAAUUCGGAAGAAAUCUACCGCGCAACCAGGUCCCCGAAUGGGCGGCCUCGUACAUCAACUACAAGGGCCUUAAGAAACUUGUGAAAGCAGCAGCAGAGAAAGCAAAGAAUGGAGAAAAGGUGGAUCCAGCAGAAUUCUUUUUCGCUCUUGAUCGAAACCUCGAAGAUGUCGACUUUUUCUACAACAAGAAACUCGCCGAGUUCUGCCGCCGGCUGAACCUCCUCCAAAACCGAUAUGGACGAACCACCGACGUUGUCGCUACCCUGGACCAGGAUGAAGUCGAAGAAGUUAUGGGCGCUCUACUUGAGCUGAGAAGUCAAUUCCGAAAUUUGCAAUGGUUUGGUGAGAUUAACCGCAGGGGCUUUGUCAAGAUCACAAAGAAACUCGAUAAGAAAGUUCCGGAUCUUGUCACUCAGCGUCCCUAUAUUACAACAAAAGUCGAUGUCAAGCCUUUUGCCAAAGAAGCAAAUACGGCGAGACUUCUUAAUGAGAUUAAUAGGUGGAUGUCAGUACUUUCAGAGGCUCAGACGUUUAAUGAUACCAUGUCUGAACACUCGACCCGUUCGCUGGGUCGAGCUUCAGCCAAGGGUAUGUUAAGUUUGCCUCAAGCUCAACUCGAUGCGCUUGACCAGGCCGUGCGAAAUGACGACGUCUCUGCUCUGGAGGAAGGUCUCAAGGAGUGCAAUGCCAUCGAGGAAGGUGCCCAGCCACUUCUACUGGGCCUUCUGCAGCGGUCGAUCUCUGCACGCUCCAGGACAUGCAUCUCUUUCCUUCUUUCAAAUCUCAAAACUCUUGAGGAGCCAGAUGAUAUCAACAGUCGCAACUGUAUUCAUCGUCUAGUCAUCCAUAUCGGACGCACAAAAGCUACUAGUGGGGAGCAAGACUCAAAGUCUCACCCUGUGCCUGCGGGCUCGCAGUUCAGUAACAAGCAUCUUGAACCAGGCUUGACCAGCUCAAAGGCUGCCAAGUCGUUGAAUCAAAACGAGUCUCUUCUCCUGAACAAGGACGAUGAGGCCGUGCAGCUAUUCAUCUUCUUACUCGACCAACUACGCCCGGAGCAGAGGAUUGCGCUCAAGAGCCGUGAUUCCUUCGGGCGUAUGCCACUUCACUACGCAGCUCAGUUCGGCAUUGUAGUAGUGUGUCAGAUAAUAAUGUCCAAGAUGCAAGAAUGGGACCAAUUCCAUGUCAAGGAUGGCAUUGACACACCUGAGUGGCAGGACAAUGAUGGCUUUGCGCCCCUUCACCUUAGCGUUGUGGGAGGCCAUCCUCUGACCACCCAGGCACUCUUGCAGGGCGAGAACUGGGAGGGAAGUAGUAAAGGCAAGGCUGAUAUUCGAAAGUCUAUCGCUAAAUCUGGCGCCGUGCUGGCCAUUGCUACAAAGUCCAACUAUAGUGUUAUCGUGCAGCUCCUGAUAGCAGCUGGCGUUGACAUCAACUGGAAGGACAAGACUGGUGAGACUGCGCUUCAUGUCGCGGCUCGAUUUGGGCACGUCGAGUGUGCUCAGAUUAUUCUGAAAGGAACACCAGAACAGAAAGCAGACCUGGAAGUCACUGAGGGUACCUACUCUUGGACCCCUCUUCACGUUGCUGCCGUGGAUGGCAAAUUCAGUGUGGCCGAGCUUCUAGUUGAAGCUGGAGCAGACAUCACACGUCUUGACUCAUCAGGAUGGACUGCAAGGGAGCAUGCUGCGCUGCGCGGUCAUAUGGAUAUCGCGCGACUGCUUGAAACCGAUACAGAGGAAGCUGAAUCUCCCCCAGUCAGACCCGUCGACACAUUGCAGCCCACUCCCUCGGAUAUGUCAUCUAUUGACGAGCGUCGCUCGAAUGGCAACAGUGCGAACAACGCACCACGCUCUCCUGACGCUAUCAAGAGUUUUGGACAUCGUUAUCUAACUAACGAGAGUCUCGUCCUUGUUAGUCUUGGGUCCAUGGAUAUGCGAAAGAACGUCGAGCCAGUCAGCUUGGACCGUGUUCCUCUUACUGAGGCUCACAACACGCAACUUGACACUGCGCUUUCCAUUGUGGUGUCUGCCACCGGUGCCCAUGGCGAGCCUACCACCAUCGAUCUUCCGGUGCAUGAUAGCAUCUCAACUGAGCCCAUCGUUUUCAUGACAUCAGAUGCGGCGAAGGUGAAGCUUCUUUUCGACAUUGUUCCGACGUACUCGGGCAACGACAAAAACAAGGUUGGACGUGCUGUUGCACUCCUUUCUUCCGUGAAGCCAACUCUGGGCUCUCGCCGUAUGAACCUGCAGGGAGAUGUUUGUGUUCCUAUCAUGUCAAGUAACUUUGAUGUCAUUGGCACUGUCAACUUUAACUUCUUGGUCAUCACGCCUUUCCACCAUCCCAAUAUGGAAAUCACCUCUAGGCAGACAUAUUGGAAGAAGCUGGAAUCCACCAUGCUGAUCGGUCACCGGGGACUAGGCAAGAAUUUGACUAGCAACAAGUCUCUCCAGCUGGGAGAGAACACUCUGCCAUCUUUCAUUGCAGCCGCCAACCUCGGAGCCCAUUACGUCGAGUUCGAUGUCCAACUGACCAAAGAUCAUGUCCCAGUCAUCUAUCACGACUUCCUCGUCAGUGAAACAGGUAUUGAUGCCCCGGUCCAUACUUUGACGUUGGAACAAUUUUUACACAUUAACUCGGACAAGAGCCGAGAUUCAAAACAACAAUCAAAGAAGAAACCUCUUCACUCUGGGGAAUCUGGUGAUUUCCGAGCGCGCAGUAAUAGCGUGGGACCGCAACGCUCGCAAUCUAUGGGAUAUGCUGGUAGCGGACUCGACGACUUGGACGAACGCAUGAAGCACACAAAAGAUUUCAAAGAGCAGGGCUUCAAGGGCAACACGAGAGGAAACUUCAUCCAAGCCCCCUUUGCGACUCUGGAGGACCUCUUCCGGGAACUGCCCGAGCACGUUGGCUUCAAUAUUGAGAUGAAAUAUCCUAUGCUACACGAGAGCGAGGAGCAUGAGAUGGAUACGUACGCAGUUGAGCUCAACUCCUUCUGUGAUACCGUGCUUUCCAAAGUCUACGAUCUUGCCGGGGAACGUCACAUUAUUUUCAGCUCUUUCAACCCCGACAUCUGUUUGUGUCUGAGCUAUAAGCAGCCUUCUAUUCCCAUUCUCUUCCUAACGGAUGCGGGCUGUUGUGAUGUUUGUGAUAUCCGCGCUUCGUCCCUUCAGGAGGCUAUUCGUUUCGCUAGUCGCUGGAACCUGCUGGGUAUCGUUGCCGCUGCGGAGCCUUUCAUCAACAGCCCCCGUCUGAUCAAGAUUGUAAAGGAGAACGGAAUCGUAUGCUUCAGUUACGGUUUACUAAACAACGACCCUAUCAUGGUUCAGCGUCAGGUCAAGCAGGGCAUCGACGCCGUCAUUGUUGACAGCGUCCUCGCCAUCCGAAAGGGACUGACAAACGGAGAGACACCUGCCGUGUUUGCCAAUGGAGAGGCUGAAACAAACGGCACACUCAAAACGACCCACGAGCUCAAGGACAAGUUGGACGAAUUGACAGUCAACGGUGCGGGCCCUUGA
Messenger RNA from Fusarium coffeatum, 3522 nucleotides. RefSeq lists its product as uncharacterized. The record is from RefSeq and is a predicted model, not a curated record. Lineage: Eukaryota; Fungi; Ascomycota; Sordariomycetes; Hypocreales; Nectriaceae. The coding region runs from base 1 to 3522 and encodes 1173 amino acids. Gene Ontology annotation, molecular function: protein binding; glycerophosphocholine phosphodiesterase activity. The transcript has 4 exons. Gene Ontology annotation, biological process: glycerophospholipid catabolic process.